Molecule: messenger RNA, 756 nt
Organism: Electrophorus electricus (electric eel)
Lineage: Eukaryota; Metazoa; Chordata; Actinopteri; Gymnotiformes; Gymnotidae
Gene: pet100
Product: PET100 cytochrome c oxidase chaperone
Biological process (GO): mitochondrial respiratory chain complex IV assembly
Cellular component (GO): mitochondrion; mitochondrial inner membrane
Source: RefSeq, a predicted model, not a curated record
GUUUAUCCGCAUUUGCGCUGUUGAUCCGUGAACCUAAUUCUCUAUCAACUGUGUCGUCAUUUAACGUUUAGCGUAAUACCCCGUUAAAUGUUCGACGCUGAACCUUUCAUUUCACGUUUCCGUUCACGUUUUCAAACCGGAAAUACAGUAAAAGAGUGACCCUGAGCUCCUGUCGGUGCCGAGAUAUGGGAGUUAAAAUAGAGAUAUUCCGGAUGAUGCUGUAUCUUUCCUUCCCGGUGGCAAUGUUUUGGAUUUCCAACCAAGCAGAAUACUUUGAGGAAUACAUUGUGAAGAGAAAGAGGGAAAUAUUUCCACCAGAUGAGAGAAUACAGAGACAAGAGCUUGAAGACUUUAAGGAGCGAAUGAGAAUUCGCCGGGAGCAAAAAAUACUGAAACAACUGGGCAUGGAGACAAAGGAAUGAACACGAGAAAGUGAAUCAUGUCUUCAGUCCUCAAACGGAGGCCCAACAGACAUAUGUAAUAUUGUAACGAGACAAUAAAGAGCCUGGGGUUUAUUCCUUAAUUAAUAGCAUAUGCUUUGGAGAUCGUAUAUUGUUUGUGUAUUGAGAAUGUAUUUUGUCUGCGACAAUUUAUGAGAUGAGACAGACGUUCACGAUCUUCAGAGUAAUAUUUUACGUUCAUAAUGCAUUUUAAGAACACGGGCUUGUUAUUAUAAUGUAUUCAUUAUUUAUUUGUAAAGCAACUGCAUUUUUGUAACAUUCCAGAACCUUUUAUUAAACUUAAGUGUUUGUUUUA